Molecule: messenger RNA, 1974 nt
Organism: Agrilus planipennis (emerald ash borer)
Lineage: Eukaryota; Metazoa; Arthropoda; Insecta; Coleoptera; Buprestidae
Product: hippocampus abundant transcript 1 protein
Exons: 9
Coding region: 330-1853 (507 amino acids)
Biological process (GO): transmembrane transport
Molecular function (GO): transmembrane transporter activity
Source: RefSeq, a predicted model, not a curated record
UGUAUGUGUGUGCAUUGAAAAUGAUAAUAAAGUUAAAAAGAACGCGUACUCACCGUGUUAUUUUGGUUUCGUUAAUGAGCAGACGCGUUUGUGACGAUUAAUUAAGCAUUGUAAUUGUUCAUAUUGUUUUUUUUUGUACAUAACAAAUUAAUUUUUAAUAAGACUUAAUGACGACCGACGAUAUUUAUAACUCAUUUUCGCGCCCAGGAUGCGCCGGUUUUUUGGCAAAUUAUUUGCCAGUGUCGCAAAAUAACGUCGAUUAACAAGUGUGUGCUACUGUAUAUUGUUUUUUUUUGCUUGUUUUAUAAUUAUGAGACAAUGACAAAUUAAUGAAAGUAUUUGUACUACUAACUGAUGGUAAACGGUGCAAAUGUAUUCCCAAUUCAAUUGUAAUGUGCAUGAUUCUUUGUUAUUAUCUGUUCAAAAAAUACUUAUGGAACUACCGCAAAGCGAAAAGAUUUUAUCAGUCCCUAAUGAUGACCUCUGGAAUAGGCAUGCCCUCCCUAUACCACGCGUUGGUUGUCAUAUUCCUGGAGUUCUUCGCGUGGGGUCUUUUAACAAUGCCAGUUAUACAAGUAUUAAACACAACAUUUCCGGAUCAUACCUUUCUUAUGAACGGUCUUAUAAUGGGUAUAAAGGGCUUGCUGUCGUUCCUCAGCGCACCCCUCGUGGGCGCCCUAAGCGACGUCUGCGGGCGAAAGCUUUUUCUCCUAAUCACCGUGUUUUUCACGUGCCUGCCCAUACCUUUAAUGACCAUCAACACAUUCUGGUUUUUCGCGAUGAUCUCGAUAUCGGGCGUGUUUGCCGUAACAUUCAGCGUAGUUUUCGCAUACGUAGCUGACGUCACCGACGAAAAAGAACGUUCAUUGGCUUACGGUCUCGUCAGCGGAACUUUCGCUGCUAGCAUGGUCAUUUCUCCUGCCCUGGGUGCUUAUAUGAUGGACAGAUGGUCCAUAACUUUGGUGGUAGCAUUGGCUACAUCUGUUGCGAUUUUAGAUGUUUUCUUUAUAAUAGUAGCCGUCCCAGAAAGUCUUCCCGAAAAGGUUCGCGUGUCCCCGAUUAGCUGGGAGCAAGCAGAUCCUUUCGCUUCCUUGCGUAAUGUCGGCAAGGAUCCUACAAUUCUGUUGUUGUGUAUUGCCGUAUUCUUGUCUUAUUUGCCCGAAGCUGGCCAGUACAGCUGCAUUUUUGUCUAUUUGAAACUCGUCAUGGGAUGGAGUGCCCCCAUGGUAGCUGUCUUUGUAGGACUCGUAGGUCUUAUGGCAGUAAUGGCCCAACUCAGUUUAGGAAUGUUAAUGAAAAAUUUGGGCAGUAAGCAUACAAUUAUGCUAGGUCUUUUGUUCGAGAUGCUUCAGCUUUUAUGGUACGGUUUUGGUACCACAACAUGGAUGAUGUGGGCGGCUGGAAUUCUUGCCUCCAUGUCCUCCAUUACUUAUCCUUCAAUAUCAGCUUUUAUUUCCAUCAUUAGCACACGAGAUAAACAAGGAGUUGUACAAGGAAUGGUUACUGGAAUGCGAGGUCUCUGUAAUGGCCUAGGUCCUGCAAUGUUCGGAAUUAUAUUCUACAUGUUCCAUGUUGAUCUCAAUGACGAGCAUAAUAAUGAAUCGACGCACAGCACAGACGCUCAAGAUGAUAUUUAUUCUCAGUUUGUACCUGGACCACCUUUCGUGUUUGGUGCAUUUUUGGUUGUGUGUGCCCUUUUGGUGGCCUCGUUCAUACCAACCAAGCAAAGCGUCGAAACUGGUAUUCCCCUGGACAGCAUGUACGAGAUUGAGCACGGUCAAAAAGUGGCGGGCACCCUCAGUCCCCUGAUACCCCACAGUCGAUCCCUUGACGGCAGUACGGCCAUCUUGUAAAUUGUGAACAGCUUUAAAAGAAAAGCGCGCGCGUGACCGACGUUUUUACCCCUGUAGAGUCGACCAUCCUCUCCUUUUAUUGUCUGCUGUCUAUCUUCUUCCCAGCAUCCCUCUUAAUGUC